UCGAAAUUUUUAUGCCGACUACACAUUUCCUGCAUUUCCGAGAGCGAAUUAUUGUUUAUACUGUUUUAGCGCUGACCAUACAAGGCACUGCUUCUGGUGGAUGGUUAUGCAAUAAAGAAUGCAAAUUUUGCAGAAUUCGCGGACACCGUGUGGCAAACUGCCCGGUUUUAAUUGACUUCUGGCGAAAAGAAGAUGUGCCGUCAGGCCGUUGGCCUCGGGAUGUGGUUGCAUGGGCCAGGUUCCAAAGAAUUGCACAGCCACCUCGCGAAUGCUAUGCGUGCAAGGGAUCUCACGGAUUUCAUGAUUGUCCAAAUACUGAGGCAAAAAAUAAAUUAACUGCACUUUUGAAACGUUAUAAAGAAGGCCGAGGCAAUGCAUGGAAAUCCACACGAUAA
Messenger RNA from Meloidogyne enterolobii, 395 nucleotides. NCBI's taxonomy places the organism in Eukaryota, Metazoa, Nematoda, Chromadorea, Rhabditida, Meloidogynidae. The record is from the annotation of a GenBank genome assembly.